AUGAAGUAUAGUUUUGAAGAAGAAAAGAUGCUGUUUUUGGAAAAAAUGAAUAUCGGAAGAUCUUCUCAUUCAAUGGUUUUUUUGAAUGAUUUUAUUUAUGUUAUUGGAGGUUUUGAUGAGAAUAAUUAAAUGACUAAAUAAUGCGAAAAAUUCUCAUUGAAAAAUUUUAAGUGGGAUUUGGCUCCAUCUUUAAAUUUUGGAUGUGCUUCAUCAGCUGUUUGUGCAUUUUAAAAUAAAUUCUUAUUUAAAUUUGGAGGAAUUGGGGAGGAUUUGUAACUUUCGCCUUAUAUUGAAUGCUUUGAUUAGGAGAGAAAUUCAUGGGUACUUUUGGAUCCUAAAAUCGAAAAAGUACCUUUAAAUGAAUUUGCACUAUUAUCCAGCUCAUCUUGUGUUUAAAUUAAUAGUAAUGAUAUUUUAAUUUUCGGGGGGUAUUUUGAAGAUAAUACAGCAAGUAAUAUUUGCUUUGUUUUUUAAGUUAGUGAUAAUGUGAUUUGCUUUGAUGGAGUUUAAUAGUUACCUAUUGCAGAAGGAUUCUGGAAUAAUAAUCCUGUGGUUUGUGAUGGAAAAGUUUAUGCAGUUUAAAAUGUAGCAGCUGAAAAUUCAAAUAAUUGUAUAGAAAAUGAAAGAAAAGUUCUGACAUUUUUCAAUGGAAAUUGGAAUAUUAUUUGUUGA
Molecule: messenger RNA, 672 nt
Organism: Ichthyophthirius multifiliis
Lineage: Eukaryota; Ciliophora; Oligohymenophorea; Hymenostomatida
Product: kelch motif family protein, putative
Exons: 1
Molecular function (GO): protein binding
Source: RefSeq, a predicted model, not a curated record